This is a messenger RNA of Anastrepha ludens (Mexican fruit fly), 3992 nucleotides long. RefSeq lists its product as uncharacterized. The transcript is spliced from 9 exons. Gene Ontology annotation, molecular function: ubiquitin binding. The coding region runs from base 346 to 2133 and encodes 595 amino acids. The record is from RefSeq and is a predicted model, not a curated record. Lineage: Eukaryota; Metazoa; Arthropoda; Insecta; Diptera; Tephritidae.
AGUGUAGAAGUCAGUACGUGACCGCAACUCGAAGUGAGAAGUAGUGGAAAAGUGAGAAACGCAUCGCAAAUACAGCUCAAUGUAAAAUCAGUGUUUGUGUGUGUGUUUGCAUGUGAGCGCUUUUGCAACCCCAAAAACGCGCAUAAAACCACUUUUGGCUCCGCUUGGUAUACACAGGCUAAAAUACGGGCUGACUUGGAAUUCGUUGGGCAGACAAAGCAGACUUUAAUUUGCAAGAAAUGUAUUUUAAAGCAAGCAAACACACAUAACGGGCCAGACAAGUGUAAAUAGGAAGUGAAUAUAAGGAAAAAUAUUUUACAAAUUCUGAAAAGUAUCCGCACAAAAAUGGCAGAUGCUAGAGGACAAUAUCAGAAAUUGCCACCCGGUUGGGAUUGUAAAUAUGAUCAAGCAACAGGAAACUGUUACUACGUAAAUUAUUUUACCAAGGCAAUGCAGUUGGAGGAUCCGCGUGCGCGUUACAAACAGUUGCAGAAUGAGCGCUGCUCCACCGAAUCCAUAGCAAUGCAGCCAGUGCAUGGCUCACCCUAUCAUGUGUAUCCAAGCAACAAUUUGCCAGCAAUGCGUGCUUUUCAGGCCGGCCCUGGCACCAACACAAGUUUGCAUAAUAUGUCCUCCAGUCCUUUGCUGUCUUCGCGUGGAAAUUUGGAGAUAUCACCGCUGCCAUUGCCGCGCUCAUUAUUGACGCAGACGCCGCGCUUAAGUAAUAUGUCACGUCGUUCAACCAUACAGGAGACUUCCUUUACAAAUCCCAUUGACACGGAUGCGGUUGUAAAUAAAAUACAAAACAUGUUUCCCACCGCUAGCGAGGAUCAUAUACGGCUGUUACUUAAAAAGUAUUACAAUCGCGAGGCAGUCGUCAUAAGCGCUUUGCAAGUGGAGAAGCAUCCGGUCACCAUGCCUGGCCCCUAUGUAACACCGCCGGCCCAACGCCAUCUAUACCAUAGCAAUUCAGCUUUUCAUAUGACACCACCAGCGCGCCGCCUGGAUAAGGGCAUGUCUUCACGAAAUGUUGCACAUUUUGGCGGUGUAAAUGGUAGUGUCACUGCUGCUAGUUGCACCACGCGCACAGGUACUCCCACUCCGGGCGGACGUUUUGGUAGUGUCACGAGCGUACAUGGUGGCGUUGGUGGCGGUGGAGGGGGAGGUUAUAUGGCUGCAGCUGCUGCAGCGGCUAUGCCGUUCCAUCAGGGUUCACCGCGAUUCGAACAGUGGCGUAGUUCACCAAAACCGCAUUCGUCACCGAAAAUGAAAUUGAGAUACAUGAAAACCAUUUUCCCCAAAGCCGAUGAAAUGGUACUGCUAGACAUACUAGCCAGCUCCGAUAACAAUGUACAAACCGCAUCUGAGAAACUUAUUUCUAUGGGUUAUACCAAACGUGAUUUUAUACCACCAAAAACCACACAUCGCUUCGAUGCGGCUAAGAAACCCGGCAAUGAGACAAUCAUACCGUUACGCCCGAAGGAGUACACGACCGAGGAAAAGGCAACUAUACACGCCCAGCUGAAGGAGAAAUAUCCACAGAUCGCUGAACGCAUAAUCCUCAUGGCAUUAGAGUCGGUCAACUAUGCUGAAGAUCGUGCCGUGCAAAUUCUCCAUAUUGUGCAGGAAGAGGAUGAGUUGCAGGCCAAGAAACAUUCUGCUGAGGCCGCUGCGUUUACUACUGCUGACGCAGCAGGAGAACCUGAGCUGGUUUUAGGCACGAGUGAGAUGCGUGCAUUGGUUGAUGACGGCGUAGCUGAGGAUGGAGCUUUGCAACAAGCUUCCGCCGAUGAUGGGGCCAAUUUCAAGCAGCGUCAGGAGUUUAAGUCGAUUAUAGGACGUAUUGCCACAACCGGACAUUGCGCAGAUUUGGCCAAAGGCGCGGAUGAGAGUUUAUUGCUCGCUGACUAUGUGACUUGGAAUGGUGCUAAUCCAGACAUGCCGCAGGGCAACAAUCAAAGGCAGUUGGUGCAUGGUCCAGAUGUCGGCAAGUUGAAUGAGUGCAAGUAUAAGGCGGUUGGACGUAAUACGGAGCUUUGCAAAGGUGCACAAAAGGGUUUGGCUAAAGGCAGCAUCUACGCACAACUCGCUGCAACUGGCAAUACGAAUACAGCGAACAUUAAAUGCAAUUAGAAGGGCAUGAGAAAGCCACGCACUCGAAUAGCGAAGCAAGGAUAAGGAUAUUUAUUAUAUGUAUGUCUCUGAUAACACCCUACAAGACAGUGCUAAGCACUUUCGACAAAAAUUCCAACACAUUUACAAGUAUUUUAUUAGUCUCUAAUGCAUGCGCAUUAUCAGAAUUGCCAUUCUGCUACACAUUUACAUUUAUACAAUAUUUUUUAAUGGGGAAAUCAAAUAUUUCAUUUGAUAUUCCUUUCCCCUUGUCGGCGUGAAUUCUAUCUCUUUUACCAAUAGCAAUUUCAUAUAAGUGAAAAAAAGAGGUUGUCUGUAAAGUCGGUUUACUGACGAUAGUUUAACGUGACAACGUCAUAAGAAAAUACUGAUGGAAUGGUUGCAUUUUUCAAAAGAAAAUUUUAAUUUUAUUCAAGACACAUUACACACGAAACCCCCCUUUCAUUUCCUACUUUUCCUAUCAUCGUCCUAUUCUCAACAGAGAAAUGGUUCAUUACCAUGCGCACAGGAAGAAGGCAUAUGCAAAUACAAAUAUGUGAAUUUAUAUACAUACGCGCGUAUACAUACAUAUACAUACAUAUAUAUGCUCACUCAAGUAGGAGAGCGCCAGAUGUCGAACGUUGCCGAAUGCGGGGGCCGAUUGUGCUCUUUGUCGUUCAUUCCACGCUUUCGCUUGCAGUUCAAGCAAGGUAACGGCGAUUGAGCAAGAUAACGACACAUUUUUUCGUGCGUGCAGCCGGCUAAAUCGAAUUAUAAGACGUUAUCACGUCAAAAAAUAUCGACUGUACUUUAAAUGGCAAGGCAACUCAUUUGUAUGCUUAUAAUAUGGCUGCUCUGAAAAAAGUACUAGUGUGAAAUUUGGCUAUGCUUGUUGUAUGGUCGCCAUAGCCGAAUGCUUGGCUAACAAUUGAAAAUGCGUGAGUUCGAAACACCGAAUUGAAAUGUAAGAGUUUUCUAAUGAAUACAAAAAAAUAUUGAUUUUAUAUAUUUCUAAAUAAAACAUUUUAUGAUAACGAAAAUGAAGAGUUUUUGUCAUCAGUGCUGAUUACUUUUUGAUAACGAAAAUAAGAAGUUUGAUUAUUCGUGCUGAGAAGCUUGUGAUGACAACAAUGAGGAGUUUAGUUGUCAACAGUUAUUACGUUGUAAGAAUAAAAAUGAUUAGUUGUCUUGCCUUUUAGAGCAUAGUAGAUAUAUUUCUCACUUAUAAGAAAUUGCUAUUGGUAAAUGAGAGGUAGAGGGGAACUUUCCCAUGGCUAGAACGAAAAUGUGUAGUUUAAUGAGGACAGUGAUGAUUAUAUGUAAUAUGAGUGCUUAUAUGAUAGUCAGCUGUCUUGUAGGACACUUACUUGUUUACUUCUACUGUUUAAUUGUGGUUGUGUGCCAAAUGUAGUUAAAACAUUGUACGAAUAUUUACAUGCGCACGGCGUAAAUAUACCUACAUGCGUGCAUAUGUAUAAUUUUUAUUAUUUUGAAAUGUGUUGUAUGUAUUGUAACUUAUUAAGUGUGAGUUGCGCUUUUCGUCCACAAAGUAGUAGUUAUACCCUCUUUUAUUAAUUCUAAAUAUAUUGUGUGUAGUAAUACAAAUAGUUUUAAACCAAAAUUAAACAUCCAACAGUCUCUCUAAGCACCAAUAAACACAAAAAUGAUGACACGUCAAAUGUAAUUUUUAACUAAACAUUCAAAGCAUAGAAAUAACGCGUAAACGCAUUAAAAUUAUUAAAAAAAACGUUUGUGAAAUAUUUUGAAAGAUGUUGUAAUUGAAAUUUGUAGCUCUUUAGCACUUACGAUGUACACAUUAAGAGAAUCCAAAUGGUGUAUAUUUUUUCGAAUAAAAUGGUAUUUUUAAUAAGGACCUGGAA